AUGAACAGUGUUGGAGAAGCCUGCAAUGAUCUAAAGAAAGAAUAUGAUGCAUGUUUCAACUCCUGGUUUUCUGAACAUUUUUUGAAAGGGAAUACCAAUGAUUCCAUGUGUGCCCCAUUGUUCAAAGUAUACCAACAAUGUGUAAAAAAAGCCAUGAAAGACCAAAACAUUGAUAUACAAGAGGUUAAGAAAGAUAUUUUAGGCACUGAUAAUGAAAAGAAGAUACCCUGA
Phaedon cochleariae (mustard beetle) is the source of this 231-nucleotide messenger RNA. NCBI's taxonomy places the organism in Eukaryota, Metazoa, Arthropoda, Insecta, Coleoptera, Chrysomelidae. The record is from the annotation of a GenBank genome assembly.